Messenger RNA from Cylicostephanus goldi, 573 nucleotides. The record is from the annotation of a GenBank genome assembly. Lineage: Eukaryota; Metazoa; Nematoda; Chromadorea; Rhabditida; Strongylidae.
CUGGAAAGAUUACUUUGCUGUAAGUUCUUUACUUUUUUCAACAUUUGGUGCUGGUGUGGACGUGUCUUACUUCAGGCUACGGGAACAAAUCCAUGCACUGAUGAAGUCUUGUUCGGUCAUGUUAGAUAUCUAGAACAAAGUGUUUGCGAGAGACUCUUUGAACAUGGAAAGCAUAUUUUCGUAAAAACAGAGAAUGACAAUGAACGAGUGGCAAGAAUAGAGGUUUGCUGUAAAGGCAAACUUUUCGUUAGUUAUCUGAACAUCGACGAUAAGGAAAGGAAGGAAGAUGUUGACGGUGAAAUCACUAUCGAUGAUGUUGUUACAGAUGCAUUCGAAGUUGAUCACUCCAUGAAGAGGGUACUUGCUGAGGAGAAAGACAAACGCCGUAAAUGGGAUUUCUUGGAUGUUGAAGAAGUUACGAAGUACAAAGAUUUGAUGGAUCAUAGUCUUAACGAUUUGAUUGAGGUGAAGUGUCUUUUUAGCACGUUACGUAUCCUAAUACACUUCAUUUCUGGACCAUACCUAAUUUACUUAAUUUGGCGUGGGACUGCUGCCCAAGUCGACCUUUUUUAA